AUGGCAUUUUGUAGGAAACUGAAGAACUUUGUGAGACGCUAUUCAAAUGCAGUGGUUAAAGUUAGAGAAGCCACAUCGAAUGAUCCCUGGGGACCUUCAGGAACUCUGUUGUGGGAAAUAGCAAACAUGACUUACCAAACUGAGUCAUUGCCAGAGAUCAUGCAAAUGUUGUGGCAGCGAAUGAAUGACAAUGGAAAAAACUGGCGGCAUGUCUACAAAUCUCUAACACUUCUUGAUUUCUUAAUCAAGAAUGGGUCCAAACGACUCAUUAAGCAUUGCUACGAAAAUAUAUAUUUCAUUUAUCUUUUGAAAGAUUUUAAAUACAUUGAUGAAGCUGGAAGAGAUCAAGGCAUUCAUGUGCAAAGAAAGUCAAGAAUAAUUAUGGACUUUUUGUUGACUAAAGAGAAAUUACAUUUGGAGCGUGAAAAAGCUGAAACAAUGAGAAUGAGAAUGUUGCAAAUCUUUUCAUUUGGCAGUCAAGAUAGUCAAUGGGACGCAGCCUCCAGUAAUUAUCUGGGAACACUACCAGUAACUAAGAUUCCAGAGCAUGUUCUUCAGGAAGAGAGCAUUUCAAGCCAUAGUUCUAAUGUGGAAAAUGUUCAGCUUUCUGCAGCAUAA
Pelobates fuscus (common spadefoot toad) is the source of this 618-nucleotide messenger RNA. It is a transcript of the gene ENTHD1, whose product is annotated as ENTH domain containing 1. Gene Ontology annotation, cellular component: plasma membrane; clathrin vesicle coat; endosome. The coding region runs from base 1 to 618 and encodes 205 amino acids. Lineage: Eukaryota; Metazoa; Chordata; Amphibia; Anura; Pelobatidae. The record is from RefSeq and is a predicted model, not a curated record. The transcript has 4 exons. Gene Ontology annotation, biological process: endocytosis. Gene Ontology annotation, molecular function: phospholipid binding; clathrin binding.